CUUCUUGAAUUCAGCAGCUGGUUUUUUUAUUAAGCUGGUAAAAGCCUGCCAUUUUAAGGGAUGUGUGGUUGUGAUAUUAUCAUUCAAAAUUUCAGUAAUAGGUUUGGUAAUAAACUCAUGUUCAUACAAUAGGCAAGUUAGCUUUAGGAUUAGCCAGCUAGGUGUUUUAUUAUAAUACAUAGAAGAACUCUAAAAUCAUCAAUCAUUGCCAUAAAGUUAAUGUUUAUCACAUCUAAGCAGAUAAAAAUCUAACCAUCUUCAGCAGCAUGUUUGAAACACCAAGAUAAUAUAAUGUACAACUAAGGUGACAUGGUUUUUACUUUGCUGAUUAUACAUUCUCGUGAAAAUGAAAAAUAUCAAAUAUAUACUUACUUCCCUGAGGGCUGGUAGCAAUUUUUCAAAUGAUUUAAUUUUUCAGGGGUAUUAGGAAAGUGGCAAUAUAUAGGUAAUCCACAAUUUAUGACCAGCCAUUUACUGGAUGUUUGAAAUCACAGUGGAUUUCCUCAGGGCAAGUUAAUGAAACUAAAUUCAAAAUUCCUGACAGCAGUUGGGGGAAAAAAAUCAUGAAAUCAGUCACAUGGUUACUCAGUUAACAACUGGUACAACUUAUGACCAUAAUUAUGGUUGAAUGUCAAUGUCUAACUAUAUCUAGUAACACAGAAACUUGAAACUUAGAGCAAAUUCAAUCUAAUACAUAAUAUAUCUUUGAAAAAGUUCACAUAGAAAUUUCAUCAGGCUGUGGGUUCUUUUGUUCCCAGUCUUGAAGUACUCUUACACAGAUAUUAGUUCUGUAUUAAUCUCUAUUGUCCCACUUGUUGCCUUUCCAUAGUUUUCCAGUUCUCCCCCCGCCCCCAAAUAUGGGGUUGGUGAAAGUGUGGAUCACAAAAACUUGUAUUUUCUAGCUUUCUGAUACAACAGUAGAGGAUUAGAGGAAAACUGCUGAUCUGGUAAACUGUUAAAUUUAAGACUCAUUUGGCCUCAUGUAUGAUAUUGAAGACUAUUAGUGAGCAUGCUUACAUAAAUUUAAUCAUCUUUUACUGUCAGAUGUCAAGGAUUGGGAUUAUUUGUUUGAUGUAAAAUUUUUAAUUAUGAAAUAGUUUUUCCUUGGAAGUAUUUGGUUCAGGACUACUUCCCUCAAAAUAUAGCCUGUCACUAUAGCUAUCCAUUUCUUCCAGCUUUGACAUAGAAACUGUGCAAAUAAACAGGAAGUUUUAAAUAAGUCAGAACAGAAGGUUUCCUGUCCAAUAAACUAUACUCUUGAAUAUUUUAAUUGAAUUUGUUGAACAGAAAUUACAAGAGGUUAUUGUAAAAACUUUUAUCUAAAUAAAAAUGUAAACAUUUUCACUAUAUAUUUAAAUGUUUUAAAAAGUAGCAAAGUUAACAAGCUUUUUGAGGAUUAAUGCUAUGAUUUCUAAUAAAGUUAACUUUCUGAUUAUAUAACUACUAAAUUUAUAUGCCACAUGAUGCACAGCAAUUCUUGGUGGUUUAACUUGUUUAAAAAAUUUAACACACACACACACAUUCAGACACAUACCAAGACAGAACAGCAAUGACAAAGAAAACAAAACCCUAAAGGAAGAAAGGGGCAUCAGUCAUCUUUGCCAAAGACUCAGGCAAGUCGGUGUGUGUAUAUAUGUAUUUAUUCAUGGAAAUACAUUUUGGAAUGUAAACGAUUAUAUUAGGUGGCUCAUAUCUAUUGUUGUUGGUCUAUUCUGGUAAGGAUCAACAUCUGCUUACUGUGUCUGCAGCAUUUGUAUCUCGGAGUGGAGGAUUGUUUUUCUUUAAUAUUUAUUUUUAAUGUUGGAUAUUUCAGGUACUAUUUUCCUUUAAAUGCAGAUUUGCAGAUUGAUCUUGUUAAGUCCUCGGGGCUACGACGCCACCUACAGACUUGCCAGCAUCCAUGCGAUCCUGAUUGGCUAAGACGCGAGCUAUUGCAAAGCAGGAAAACUGAAGCCCCGUCAUUGGUGCAGCCAUCUGACAGCUCCGUAUUUAAGCAGCUGUCAGAUGGCACUUGUUGCUGUUGCCCUCACGGAAGUUUAGCCUGUUAGCUGUUAUUCUGUCAGCGUUAUUCUGUUAGCAAUAAAGGUUGUUGUUGAACUGCAACCUGUCUAGCCUCAGUUCUUGCCCGCUGAGUCUCCCUAUAGAGAACUGGCGACGAAGGUGGGAUUAAACUGAGGUAAGACCGGCUAAGUCACUAACAGACUUGAGGCUCAGUCACUAGAGGCUAUCUUCCGUUCCGUUUUUCUAAGGAUGGCAACACAGCCCUCAUUCACUCUGUUUGAAUCAGCCACCAAAACAUGGGACACAUACCUCGAACGUUUUGAGUGCUUUUUACAGGCAAACGAGUUCACUGAGUUGUCUAGUGCUCAGAAACAAGGCUAUUUCCUCAGUUUGUGUGGCUGUGAGAUGUUCGGGACUGCGCAAGCCCUAGAAGCCCCUCAGCCUGUAUUUGAGGUGCCAUGGGAGACCCUGCUGGGAAAGCUGAAGAACCACUACGCCCCUGCGUCCUUGCACAUAGCCAGAAGGAAUGCAUUUUGCCAAUGGAUCCAGAGAGAAGGGGAGUCGAUUAAUUAACACAUGGCCUCCUUGCGGUCAGCCACCUUGUAUUGCAACUUCCACAACCUUGACGACAUCUUGUUAGACCAGCAUGUCUGUGGGUUCAAAGACAUGAGGCUGCUGCAGCAGUUGUUAGCCCACAUGGAGCUGAAUCUACAGACGGCAAUGGACGAAGCCAGAUUAUCUGAAAUGUCUGACAGGUCAGUCUGUGGAGAUCCAGAAGUUCCAGGAAUCUACCCUCCCUGCCGGGAAAGGCCAUGUUGUCCACCAUGAGGAUUCAGAUCAAGAUGACACCUUGGACAAGGACGAAGGAGUGAGUCGCCUCAAAACCGCACCAAAAAUGAAAUGGACCCCUGUGGUCAAGUUCCCUCAGACCAGUUGUUUGGGCUAUGGUGGGAACCAUAACUCAGCCGAUUGCAGGUUCAAAACCGCCAUCUGCCGGCACUGGGGCAAAAGGGGCCAUCUGUCAACGGUCUGUCGGGCCGCAUUGCCUGUGAAUCACAGGCCGCCUGAGCCCAACUACAAGAAAACAUUCAAAAAACCUCCAAGAUGUCGCAGUGACUGUUUUGUGGUCAGUCAUGCCACGGCGACUUUACCUAACAAUAAAAUUUACCUCACGGUAAAGCUGGAAGGGGUUCCCUGUAAGAUGGAGGUGGACACAGGAUCCUCUAAGUCCCUGAUACCCUGGGCCACCAUCCAGCAAAUCUUGCCCAGCAUCUCCAAGCAACACCUCAAGCCAUGCCAGGUCAGACUGAAAGACUACCAAGGAAAGGCUAUUCCAAUAAUGGGAUGUGAUGAUUUCCACAUCAACCACAGAAAUUUCUCCGGCUGCCUUCCCUUGAUCAUCGUGAAAGGGAACCUGCCUAGCCUUCUGGGGUUAAAUUGGUUUACGGUGUUUGGCCUCAACAUACUGGGCAUCCAUGCCAUGGUUCCUGACAUCUACAACAGCCUCUCUAGCGAAUAUGCAGACGUUUUUGACAACCAGCUGGAACUGUGGUUCAAAUCCGAGAUGGCUGCCAGGCCACAUAACACAACUAACUGGGCCGAGAUCGAAGAUGGGAGAGAAUGGCGCAGACGUAUAAACCAGCUAAGGAGAAGGUUCCCGAGCACAGCCAAUCAAUGUCCAGAGCAGGCCUAUCCAUGCCCUGGGGAAAAACAUUGCCCAGCAGAUCAGCAUGCCAAGCUGGAGGAACCGAAGUGUUCUCGACACCUGACUUACUUGAAGAACUGGGUUACCCAGUAAAGACUAGGCCUCCUUCUGAAGUGGUGACGCAGUCUCCAGGAGUUCCGGAGGAUUCCUCAACAGCUCCUCCUUUGGCCACCACCCCUGAACUGAGACGAUCAGGGCAGAGCCGAUGUUGGCCAGCGUACCUAUCUAAUUAUGCAUGCGCUAUCUGGGAGGAGAGGGGUGUUAAGUCCUCGGGGCUACGACGCCACCUACAGACUUGUCAGCAUCUGUGCGAUCCUGAUUGGCUAAGACGCGAGCUAUUGCAAAGCAGGAAAACUGAAGCCCUGUCAUUGGUGCAGCCAUCUGACAGCUCUGUAUUUAAGCAGUUGUCAGACUGCACUUGUUGCUGUUGCCCUCACAGAUGUUUAGCCUGUUAACUGUUAUUCUGUUAGCGUUAUUCUGUUAGCAAUAAAGGUGGUUGUUGAAUUGCAACCUCUCUAGCCUCAGUUCUUGCCCGCCGAAUCUCCCUAUAGAGUAGAUCUAAACUUUAUAUAUUAGUGCUGGGCAUACUGUCAGCCAGAUGUUUAGUCCGAAUUUUUAUCCACCUAUCAAGUCCUUCUCAAGGACUUGGGAUAGGCAGGUGUGUUGUUUGAUGAUAUUAAAGGUAUUGUUGCAAGAUCUAAGCUGUUCAAAGUAAAGCUGCCUUUUGCAAUUGACAGAUGGGUAUUUUGUCAAUGGUGAUGAUGUUCAAGUGGUGCUCCAUGGAUUUUGGCAUUAUAUCCAAGGUAGCUAUUACUACUGGCACUAUCAUAGCUUUCUUUUGUCAUUCUACUGUUUGCAGGUCUUUUUAUAUUGUGAUCUUUCUCUAGUUCUUUUUUGUAUAUCUUGUCUCCGACUAUUGCAAUGUCUACUAUUCAGACUUUCUUUGUCUGUUAUUGAUAAUUUUUAACUCUGGGAUGUUAUGUGGCAGAUAUUUAUGCAUUUGAAUUUAGCUUUAGCUUCUUCAUUUUCUAUGACUUUUCCUGUUUUGUCAUCUCACCAAUUCUUGCUUGCAGACAAAUGAUAUUUCUUGCAGAUCUUCCAAUAUACCAUUGUUGUUAUUUUGUCAUGUCAUGGUUUGUAAAUGGUCUGUGGAGAUUCCCAGUCUUUGGUUUGUAGUCAAUCUGUGCAGUCUUCUUAUAGCAGCUAACCAAGUGGUCCAUUGUUUCUUCAGCUUCUUUGCAAGAGGCAGCACUUGCUGUUUAUUGCUGUCUUCUCAAUUCUGGCUUUAUGCAUUUGUUUUUAAUGUUUUGUGCAGCCAUAAUUAGCUCCUCUGUCUCUUUCUUCAACUUCAUGCUCUUAGCUAUUGCUUUGCCUGCUAUUUAUUAUGUACUACCCCUAUAAUGCCUUGCCAUGUCUCUUUUCUAGUCUUCAUUUGGUCUUUCUUUCGGCCAGUUUGGUCUCUCCAGUAUUCAGUAAGCCUUCCUCGUAUACUAGCUUCAGCACAUCUUCACUGCUCUUCAGAUAUUCUCCCAGGGCCCUUUUUUCUUCUUCAGCUGCCUGAUGUACUUGCAACAUUCCAUACCAACCUAUUUUCCAUGGUAAGUGGGGUCCAUCAACAUCACUGCAUGGAUGAAGGUCACGAUUCAUUAUCAUCAUUUUUUCUGGACUUCCCACCCACAGUUUUUAGUUCUAUAUGAGUCCAGUCCAGUAUUCCAGCUGUGUAUAAUUAUUGGAACCACAAGUGUUAAUCGCCUUGAUGGUAUUUCCUCUACUGAGUUUGUACUUUUUAAGUUUUUCUUCAGUCUUAUUCUAUAUUCACUUCUAACCUUCUUGUUGAAGGUUAGAAGUGCUUCUAACCUUUGAUGUGCUUGAUAUUGUCAGCUUGAAAAAUGCUCAGAUCCUUGAAGGAUACUAUUUGUAGUGAUCAUCUUCAUCCAGACUUUUGAUGUUAUUUCCAAUUUUGAUUCCUUCAGUUUUCAAUACUUUCCUGGUAUUGAUUCUCACUUAAUGAUGACAAUAAGGAAGUGCUGGGAUUGCAAUGUGUCUCAUGAUGUCAUGCUUUACAACUGCAUUGCUUUGCGACAAAAAGUCUGGUCCCAGUUGCUAACAUUAACCAAGGACUACUUGUAAUGUAACUCAAGGUGGCAAACAUACUAAUAUUCUUGCCUUUUGUUUUCCCACAACAAUCUUGUGAAGAUUGAGUAACUUGCCCAAAGUCAUCCAGUAUAAGUAAAAUACACAAACAUGGAAAUACAGUAUGUAAACUGGAAUUUUUAAAAAACUUGCUUUAAUUCCAAGCAGUUUCAACCAGUUAAUAGUAUGUUUGAGGAACAUGAGACUGCCUUAGACUGCCAUAAAAACUUAGUGAAUUUUUGAUAGAAAGUCCGUUUGCUUUAGAUUUAAAUGGCAAUAGAAAAUUUCUUUUCCUCUAUCCCUUCACAGACUUUUGAGAAAUGAUGGAUAUUUUAUCCCUCUCUCAUGCACAAUAUCGUGUUUACUUUAUAGCUAUCUCCACUUGAUUUGCAAAAGUAAUUUUUCACUUUGUAGUUUAUUUUAAUUUUCUCCCUCAGCAGUAUCUUUAUUAGAAGAGGGAAAGCGAGUAAAAAAAUGCUUGGAAUAAAAAAACACAAUAUGGGCCACAUUAAGAAUGUUCCGAGGGUAUGGAGAAAAAUUUGGAAUGUCAUGAAUGUUAUAUUGGCUUAAACAAUCCCCUGUUAUUUUUUAUAUUGUUUUUUACCUUAAAGCCACAAAAAGUAGGAUAUUACUUCUGACUGAGUGCUGUUGCCUACCCUACAAAAACACUGACAAUAGGAUUUUUAAAAAAUAUUUUUUAAAAUUGUCUUAAGAAAUAAUGGAACUGAAUUAAAACAAUUAAUUGUAAUACAAUCUAGAGAGACUAUUUUGAGCCCAGCAGGAAGCAAGCAAAACAAUUUAUAUUACUUCAAUAAAACUCAUAAACAACAACCAAUAAAAACAAACACACAAAGCCAAGACAUUCCUUAUGGCUAUAGUUUUGGGAGAAGUUUCUUUCUAAUAUACCUGAAUAUAUUUAACUGUUUUUCUUUGGGAACUAGGCCGUAAUCAAUAAGAAGCAGCAGCAAUAAACAUGCAAAAUGACUUAGUAGCUCAUGAUAAACUAUGAUGAUGAAAUCAAUAUAAUAUUUCUUUAUGGGCAAGGUCUUUGUAGUCAAAGUAAUCUCUUGUAAUCAAAGUAUUCCAAUAUGGUGUCCAAGCCAGUACAUUUAGAAACAUUGACAUCCUUGAAGCUAUUUGAUUUAAGUUUCCUAGCUCUAUCUUUACAAUCUCAAGAUGCAUUAAAGCAUUGUACUUUGUUCAGGCUUGGUUUUCUUUCAUGCUACAGCUUAAUACCAAUUCUUUUCUAGAUUGGCUCUUGUUCCAUUUGUUCUUGGAGACUACUCUAAGUAAACCUGGUUUUAAAGGGUGAUUAGCAGGCUUCCUUUUGUAGGACUUUUUCAGGAGCUGCUUUGUUCAUUAAGUUUUCAUAAUACUGGAAAUAUUGUUAAAUAGCACUUCGGGAUAUUGAUCUUCAAUUUAAACCUGGUUCUCGGUCUUAUAGUUUGUGUGGCCUUUUCACAAUGGGUUGAUGCCAACCUCUCAUCUAUUAAGUGCUGAAAUUCCAUUGAGCUUUCACUAUGUAGUGAAUGUGGAAAAGGCGCACUUCCAAGGUAUUGCUAAAUGGCAAGAUUUCAGGAAGAGGACCUAGAGCAUGCUCUCCCCCCCCAAAAAAAUCUGGUCUUGUGGGAUGGGCAGAUAGGGAGAGUUGGUCCUCACAAAUGAAUGGGCGUAUACUGUGCUUUGUGUGGUGAUUAUGUCAGACAGCAUGUUCAGUUACAUUGUGAAAAAUCACAUGGCAUGUGACGGAGAUUUUGUAUUCACAGCGGGACGGUUCUUUGUUUGCAUGGUUAUAACAUGAUAUGCAAUCUGUGUGUCUGCACUGACUUUGUGUAUAACAUGGCUUGUGAUUUAUGCAUGCUGCACUAAUCUCUGUUAUCUGUCCCCUCUUU
Messenger RNA from Ahaetulla prasina, 7731 nucleotides. RefSeq lists its product as uncharacterized. The transcript has 2 exons. NCBI's taxonomy places the organism in Eukaryota, Metazoa, Chordata, Lepidosauria, Squamata, Colubridae. Bases 2897 to 3799 code for a protein of 300 amino acids. The record is from RefSeq and is a predicted model, not a curated record.